Molecule: messenger RNA, 3527 nt
Organism: Toxorhynchites rutilus septentrionalis
Lineage: Eukaryota; Metazoa; Arthropoda; Insecta; Diptera; Culicidae
Exons: 2
Coding region: 93-2735 (880 amino acids)
Biological process (GO): DNA integration
Molecular function (GO): nucleic acid binding
Source: RefSeq, a predicted model, not a curated record
AUGGUACUUCAUCGGCCCCGUACCUCGCGACCAAAUGUUUACAGCAACUCUCGGAAAUUGGAUCCAAGAGCCAUCCUGUAGCUGCGGCUGUAAUGGGCAAGGAUUUUUAUAUGGAUGACUUACUCACAGGUACCAACACUGCUGAAGAAGGUCAAGCGCUUAUCCAACAGCUUCUCCAGCUGACGCAAUCAGCAGGGCUACAGCUUCGUAAGUGGGCUUCUAACAGCAAAGAAAUUCUGCAGGCUGUUCCCGAAAACCUGAGGAAUGAACGCACAUUGCUAGAUAUCGAGCCCUCUUCGUUGGUAAAAACUCUCGGCCUACAAUGGGAUACCCACGCAGAUGAAUUUCGUUUCGAGGUACCGCAGCACGGCAACAGUUUACCGAUCACUAAACGAAUCGUCCUUUCCGAUAUCGCACGGCUUUUCGAUCCCCUGGGGCUGGUCGGUCCAGUGGUGGUGCAAGCAAAGCUGUUCAUGCAGGAACUUUGGAGAGAAGGGAAGGCCUGGGAUGACGAGCUCAACGAUUCUGCUCAACGCAAAUGGAUAGAAUUUCGUGACAACCUCGAAGGCCUCGGAAAGCUUAGUGUUCCACGGUGGGUAACGGCCACGUCGUCAGUCGUAUCAUUGGAGUUACAUGGCUUCUGCGAUGCCUCUACGCAUGCAUAUGGCGCAUGCAUCUAUGUGCGGGCAGUUUCGACGAACGGAGACAUAUUUACCAACCUCCUAACCGCAAAGUCCAAGGUUGCUCCACUUGGAAACUCCAUGAGAAAUCCAACGGUAUGUCUGCCCCGACUCGAGCUCUCUGCGGCUUUGCUUCUCAGCCACCUUUUCGAAAAGGUUGAGUCUAGCGUGAAUCUUCAAGUAAAAUGUUUCUUUUGGACUGAUUCGACGAUAGUAUAUUAUUGGCUGUCCUCUAGCCCAUCGCGUUGGAAAACAUUUGUGGCAAAUCGGGUCUCGGAAAUCCAGCAAUUAACGGCUAGAGGCAUCUGGGGACACGUGCCUGGUUUGGAAAACCCCGCUGAUGUCGUUUCCCGCGGUAUGUCUCCGGAGGAAUUGAAGGAUUUCACCGCCUGGUGGAAUGGACCUGAUUGGCUUCGCCAACCGUCUCGAUUUUGGCCAUCAAUUAGCGCUCCAGUACAUCAUGAACUUCCACCGGACCAGUUGGAAGAAAGAUCCAUAGCGUUACCGGUUCAACUCCUACCUCCCAACGAACUAUUUUUAUUAUAUUCAUCGUUCACGAAGCUCCUGCGUAUUUCUGCACUGAUACGCCGAUUCAUACACAACUUGAAGUCACGAGACCGAGAAGAGCGACGUAAUGGACCCAUAACUACGGCUGAACUUCGUGAGGCAACAGAAAACCUCGUUCGAAUCGCACAGGAAGAACGGUUUACUCAAGAUUUUAAAGAUAUAUCUGGCGAUGGACAGGUCAAGAAAAAUUCGAGGCUGAAGGCUCUUUCUCCGCUGAUAGCCAACGACAUAUUGCGCGUCGGGGGUCGGCUGCGAAACGCUCCAGUAACGUAUAACCAGCGUCAUCCGAUGAUCCUCCCAGAUCGACAUCCGUUGACUGAGCUGAUCCUAAGGUUCUAUCAUCUUAACCUUCUCCAUGCUGGACCUCAGUUAAUGACAGCAGCGGUUCGGGAACGAUUUUGGCCGCUGCGUGUUCGCAAUCUUGCACGACAGGUAGUGCAUUCAUGUAUCAAAUGUUUCCGUUGCAAGCCAGAGGUCAUGGAACAACUCAUGGGGGAAUUGCCAUCAGAACGUGUAACACCAACAUUUCCGUUCCUACGAACGGGAGUCGAUUACUGCGGACCUUUUCACUACCGUCCGAUACAACGAGGAACUCCCGUUAAAUGUUAUAUCGCCAUUUUCGUAUGCCUAGUAACGAAAGCGGCUCACGUUGAAUGUGUUACAGAUCUAUCAAGCCAGGCAUUCAUCGCCGCAUUGCGACGCUUCGUUGCCCGACGGGGCAGGCCAGAACUGAUCGAGUGCGACAAUGCCCUAAACUUCAGAGGAGCCAAGCGAGAGCUCGAUGAGCUCACUCGGUUGUUCGAAACCCAACAACAUCAACACCUCGUAACCAGUAGCUGUGCCAACGACGGCAUUGCCUUCAAAUUCAUACCUCCGAGGUCUCCAAACUUUGGAGGUCUCUGGGAGGCUGCCGUAAAGUCUCUCAAGAAACAUCUCCGCAGUACUCUUGGGAACGUUAUCCUCUACCUAGACAGUUUCUUGACUCUGAUCACCCAAAUAGAAUCCUGUCUCAAUUCUCGUCCGCUUACACAGCUCUCGGCUGAUCCUAACGACCUGGAGGUGCUCACUCCUGGGCAUUUCCUGGUCCAUCGUCCGCUUGUCGCGGUCCCUGAGCCUAGUUUGGAAGGCAUCCCGAUGAACCGUCUCGACAGAUGGCAGCAAACACAGGAGUACGUCCGUCGAAUUUGGAAGCAGUGGCAGACAGACUACCUCUCUGGGCUGCAACCUCGGACACGUUGGACCCAGCGCCGGGACAAUGUCAAGCUGGACACGAUGGUUCUCUUAAAAGACGAAAAUCUUCCGCCGCUCAAGUGGAGACUAGGGCGGGUGACACAGAUAUUCAGAGGCGAUGACAACAAUAUUCGGGUGGUAACGGUCCGGACGAAAGAUGGCGAGUUUCGGCGUUCCAUCACCAAGAUCUGCGUGUUACCCACUUACCAACCUAGCGGAGAUCUAGCAUCAUCCGCUAACCUUCAAGAAGGAAACUAGGAUCCUUCCAACGAUCGCAGUACCACUGCGCAACGCCGGGGGGUCAAAUGACCUCCCAUCCAUGUAAGUCUGUAUUUUAUAUUGAAUUUCAAAAAAAAUAACGGAAUGUUCUUUCUCCAUAAUCACCUUCGACGACGAUACGUGCUGUAACUGAUAAAUCCGAGCCGUCAAUGAGCAAACACCUUCUACCGGUUAAAUGCCAAUCCGAUCGCAUCCACUAUAUGUCGGAGAGACUUGUGGUUUUGCAACAGGAGAAGCGAAAACCAUGGGAAGACACUCAGAAUGACCUCGGAAACAACCCCACAUGGAAGGAUGACUCGUCAAUGGAAUCCACCCCAAUCAAGCCUGCAUCAAAGGAAUUGUCACUCAGCGAUGCACAACUACGCUCAGCAGUUGGUGCCAACGGUCAUCGUCCGAUUUUCGGACCCGCGGAGGCCGGUUGCCUCCAACCCAAGAAUGCAGCCACCCAGGAUACGGAGGAGUACGACGAAGUGACGAUGACGAUCCAUCCAUUCCACCCAACGCAAACUGAUGCUCAAGGUCAGGAUGUGAUCUCGAAAACGCGAACGGUCAAGGCCGUACCAGACCGACGAUGAGUAUACAACCGAAGACGACAUCAGACGCAGCAUGAUCAUGCAUACAUACGGAGGUGGAGCAGAGCAUUCCAGCAGUGACGUCAGAACAACAUUAAAGCAUAAUGCAAUGAAGUGAAUUCCAAUCCUUAAUAUUUUAUAGAAUCAUUCUAGAAUAGAUGUAGGGAACGUUUAUAUAGUUAAUCGAUAGAUCGGCAUC